Lolium rigidum is the source of this 2679-nucleotide messenger RNA. RefSeq names its product FT-interacting protein 3-like. The transcript has a single exon. Lineage: Eukaryota; Viridiplantae; Streptophyta; Magnoliopsida; Poales; Poaceae. Bases 1 to 2439 code for a protein of 812 amino acids. The record is from RefSeq and is a predicted model, not a curated record.
AUGAAGGGCGGAGCAAUGCAGCCGCGGCCGUUCAUGAUGCACGGCCCGGGGGGCCCGAUGCCGCCGCCGCAGCAGUUCGGCCUCACGGAGACGCGCCCGCCGCUGGCCGCCAUGCAGCGGCCGCGCUUCAACAUCCCGGGCCUCAACCCCUCCGCCCCCGCCAACGCCGCCGGCAAGAUCUCCUCCACCUACGACCUCGUCGAGUCCAUGCGCUUCCUCUACGUGCACGUCGUCAAGGCGCGGGACCUGCCCGCCGCCUCCGCCGCCGGCUCCAUCGACCCCUUCGUCGAGGUCAAGCUCGGCAACUACAAGGGCUCAACCCCCAUCCACGCCGCCAACCACAGCCCCGCCUGGCACCAGGUCUUCGCCUUCUCCGCCACGCACCUCCAGUCCCACCUCCUCGAGGUCGCCGUCAGGGCCAAGGACCUCGCCGGCGCCGGCGACGACCUCGUCGGCCGCGUCGCCUUCGACCUCUCCGAGGUCCCCGUCCGCGUCCCCCCGGACUCCCCGCUCGCGCCGCAGUGGUACCGCCUCGAGGGCCGCCGCGGCGAGAAGCUGCACCGCGGGGAGCUCAUGCUCUCCGUCUGGCUCGGCACGCAGGCCGACGAGGCCUUCCCGGACGCCUGGCACUCCGACGCGCACGGCGCCGCCAGCCCGCAGGCCGUCGCCUCCACCCGCGCCAAGGUCUACUUCUCCCCCAAGCUCGUCUACCUCCGCGUCGCCGCCAUCGCCGCGCAGGACCUCAUCCCCCACGACGCCUCCUCCCGCGCCAUGAACGCCUCGGUGAAACUCCAGCUCGCCAACCAAAUCCGCCGCACGCGCCCGGGGGGCCCGCCCGGGUCGCCCAACCCGAUGUGGAACGAGGAGUUCAUGUUCGUCGCCUCCGAGCCCUUCGACGACCCGCUCUUCAUCACCGUCGAGGACCGCGUCGGCCCCGGCCGCGACGAGCCGCUCGGCCGCAUCAUUCUCCCGCUCAACCAAGCAAUGCCCCGCCACGACCACUACGGCAAGCCCGUCGAGCCGCGCUGGUUCAGCCUGCUCCGCCCCGGCGACGACUCCCCCGACCGCAAACAUCCCGACCACAAGUUCGCCAGCAAGAUACAGAUCCGGAUGUCGCUCGACUUCGGCUACCACGUCCUCGACGAGUCCACCUACUACAGCAGCGACCUGCAGCCCUCCUCCAAGCACGCGCGCAAGCCCAGCAUCGGCAUCCUCGAGGUCGGCGUCCUCGGCGCCCGCAACCUCAUCCCCAUCAAGGCCAAGGACGGCCGCGCCACCGACGCCUACUGCGUCGCCAAGUACGGGCCCAAGUGGGUGCGCACCAGGACCAUCCUCAACACGCUCAACCCGCAGUGGAACGAGCAGUACACCUGGGAGGUCUUCGACCCCUGCACCGUCAUCACCGUCGUCGUCUUCGACAACAGCCAGAUUGGGGCCAAGAACGGCGGCGAUGCCAGGGACGAGCACAUCGGCAAGGUCAGGAUAAGGCUCUCCACGCUCGAGACUGACCGGGUGUACACACACUUCUACCCGUUGCUGGCUCUGAAGCCCAGCGGGCUCAAGAAGACCGGCGAGCUGCAUCUGGCCGUGCGCUUCACCUGCACUGCCUGGGUCAACAUGAUCGCCAUGUAUGGCCGCCCGCUGCUGCCCAAGAUGCACUACUCCCAACCAAUAUCAGUGAUGCAGCUGGACUACCUGAGGCACCAGGCCACCCAGAUUGUUUCGGCCAGGCUUAGCCGAGCAGAGCCUCCGCUGCGCAGGGAGGUGGUGGAGUACACGCUUGAUGUCGGCUCGCACAUGUUCAGCCUCAGGCGCAGCAAGGCCAACUUCUACCGGAUCACCUCGCUCUUCUAUGGUUUCGCCGCGAUGGCCAAGUGGUACGAUGGCAUCCGGAGCUGGCGGAACCCGAUCACGACGAUGCUGGUGCACAUGCUGUUCCUCAUCCUGAUCUGCUACCCGGAGCUCAUCCUGCCCACCAUCUUCCUCUACAUGUUCAUGAUCGGGCUGUGGAACUACAGAUACAGGUCAAGGCACCCACCACACAUGGACACUAAGCUAUCGCAGGCCGAGUUUACGCACCCUGAUGAGCUCGACGAGGAGUUCGAUACGUUCCCAACCAACAGGCCGGCUGACAUUGUGAGAUUGCGCUACGACAGGCUGAGGAGUGUCGGAGGUCGUGUGCAGACGGUGGUCGGAGACCUGGCGACGCAAGGUGAGAGAGCUCAUGCUUUACUGAGCUGGAGAGACCCUCGGGCAACCGCCAUCUUCAUAUUCUUGUCCCUGGUCGUCGCCAUUGUGCUCUACGUGACGCCGUUCCAGGUUUUGAUGGUGAUCGCCAUGCUUUACUUGCUGCGCCAUCCCCGGUUCCGCAGCAGGAUGCCCUCUGUCCCGUUCAACUUCUACCGAAGGUUGCCUGCCAAGUCUGAUUUGCUCCUUUGAGGAGGCCAAGAACAUUCAACAGAAGAUCAAUGGGGGAGCCUUGUAACAUUGCCUGUCUCCCUCAUUCUGUUCCUUCUGAUUAACAUCAGAUCAGAUGUGAAUAUACUCGGUGAGUUCAUUAGUUAGAGGCAGCUGGUGGCCCAGUAAUAAGGUAUUGGUUCUGCUUAGUUAGGCAGAAAACGAAGGGAAUGACUGGAUCCCUUCAUAGUUUUGGAUGAAAAUGGUUGGUCUUCAGGCUUC